AUUUACUGUUCUUUCAUUUUCUAAAUCUUCAUAAUUGUACCUGUUAAUCAGACGGAUAUCUUUAAUAAUGAGGUAGCAUAUAAACAUAUAGCCAACUAGUCUCAACUGUUUGGAAAACUAACAAGAUUGUUGACGAUGUUAACUUUGAUGUUUCGCCAACCAGCCUUACCGAAUAUCCAAUUAGGAGUGUUUUUUUCCAAUAUAAAUCUAUAAGUUGUGUACCAUGGAUGAUGCUGAUGUUGGUCGCUUGUGCAUACUUAGUUUCUAAAUGGUGGCCUGAAAUCCAAUAAUGAAGAAAUAAAAAAGUAAGUUUCUAAAUGGUGGCCUGAAAUCCAAUAAUGAAGAAAUAAAAAAGUGAGUUUUAAUAUGUGUGUGUGUGUAUAUAUAUAUAUACACGUAUGUAGUAGAACCAGAGUCUAUCUAUACCUUGGCUUGAACUACAAGAAAGUAGUGUGUUCUUAAGCUAUGGUCACCUCAUCAGCAUCAAGCUUGAUAUUGUUCUGCCUCACAGUUUCAUUGCUUCUUCUUCUUCUUCCCUUGCCCUCCCAUUGUGCGGACCCUGAUCCUUUACUAGACUUGUGUGUGGCAAACUUGACUGCCUCCACAUCAUCUAGCUACUUCCCCUGCAAACUCCCCUCGGAGGUUACUGCAGAUGACUUUGUCUUCGACGGGCUGAGCAAGCAAGGUAACGUCACGAACCUCUUUGGGGUGGCCGUGACAACCGGGAAUGUCCUUUCGUUCCCGGGGCUCAACACUCUCGGGUUAUCCAUGAACAGAGUUGACUUUGGGCCGGGUGGGAUUAACCCGCCUCACUCGCACCCUCGUGCUAGUGAGAUUGGGAUUGUCAUUGAAGGGACGAUCCUUUCAGGGAUUGUGACAACUAAGAAUGUGUACUACGGUAAGGUCGCGACUGCGGGGCAAGUGUUUGCGGUUCCAAGGGGACUUGUUCACUUUGAGCUAAAUCUUGGGCAAACAAAGGCCCUUUUCUUCACAGCUUUCAACAGCCACUUGCCUGGCUCCACUGUUCUUCCUCUAAGUCUAUUUGCUGCGGCCCCUUCAAUCCCAAUGGAAGUGCUGACCAAGACCUAUCUAGUGGAUGAAGAUGCGAUCAACGCCAUGAAAUCCAAGUUCGUCUUUUAAAAUAAUAUGAGUGGAAUUCUCGAUUUGUUUCGCUUUGUUUGAAGGUUUGGAUUGUAUGUAUAUAGUAAUGUUAAUGUUGUAUGGGUAGACGAAGUUUGAAAAAUAAAGCUUGGGCCGUACGUCCUUGUAUCGUA
Messenger RNA from Prunus dulcis (almond), 1274 nucleotides. Its product is annotated as germin-like protein subfamily T member 2. Gene Ontology annotation, molecular function: manganese ion binding. The record is from RefSeq and is a predicted model, not a curated record. Lineage: Eukaryota; Viridiplantae; Streptophyta; Magnoliopsida; Rosales; Rosaceae. The transcript has a single exon. Gene Ontology annotation, cellular component: cell wall. Bases 466 to 1140 code for a protein of 224 amino acids.